Molecule: messenger RNA, 3510 nt
Organism: Anolis carolinensis (green anole)
Lineage: Eukaryota; Metazoa; Chordata; Lepidosauria; Squamata; Anolidae
Gene: rgs16
Product: regulator of G protein signaling 16
Exons: 5
Coding region: 108-674 (188 amino acids)
Source: RefSeq, a predicted model, not a curated record
UAAAGCACAGCUUACGACGCUGAGCCCAGAGUUGCAAGAGAGGAAGGAACGCCAAGCCAAGCGUCGCUCUGUAUCCCUACCAAGACCCCCAUCAAAGCCUUGCCAUCAUGUGCCGAGGUUUAGCCGCGCUGCCCGCCAGCUGCUUAGAAAGAGCCAAGGAGUUCAAGUCCCGCUUGGGGAUUCUACUUCAUAAACCAGAGUUUGGCUGUAAAUUUGGAAACAUGGGCAAGGCCACAAAGCACAGAUACUCCUUGGAGGAAGUGCUUGGAUGGAAGGAUUCUUUUGAGAAUCUACUGAGGAGUAAAAAUGGGGUGGCAGCAUUCCAUGAGUUUCUUAAAACAGAAUUCAGUGAAGAGAAUCUGGAAUUUUGGCUAGCCUGCGAAGAGUAUAAGAGAACGCGCUCAAAAGGAAAAUUGUCAGCCAAAGCCAACAGGAUCUUUGAAGACUUUGUCCAAACUGAGGCUCCCAGAGAGGUGAACCUCGACCAUGAAACCAGAGAGGCCACUAGGAGGAAUGUUAUUGCUGCCACUUCUGAUUGCUUCGAAGAAGCCCAAGUCAAAACUCACACCUUGAUGGAGAAAGACUCUUAUCCGAGGUUUCUGAAAUCCGCCUACUACAGAGACCUGACAGAGCAAGCGAUGAGCCACAAAAUGAGCAAACCUGUGCACACUUGAGCCCACCUUGGAGCCAUUGCUUAAGACUGUGCUGGGGGGGAGAGAGAGAGACCUGGAAGGAGGAGACAGGAGCUGUAGUAGGAGAUGGGAUGAGCUUCUGAGUAGCAACUCUGGCUGGGACCUCUAAUGCUUCCAUGCACCCAGAAGCUCUCCUGAAGGGCAAGGGGGAACCUCCCUUGCACUUCAGAAGGGAGGCUUGGUGUGGAGAAAACAAGCUUGGGUGAAACGUCCUGGAGGAUGUAGUACAAGGAUUCCUUUGCUCUCUAGGCAGAAGGAAAAAGCAAAAGGAAGAUGAUGCUUGGACAACAAAAAUGGGAGGUUUGAAUUCCCCUCCAAACCUGUUUGCCAUCUGCUGUUGAAUGUUCUGUGUUGUGAACUCAUGAACACACAUCACUCAAAGUCUGUCAGCUCUCAGAACCCUGCCUCAACAUGGACCACAAACUGUACAUAGCACCUGUGGUUGUGUGAUUCUCAUCCAACGCAUACCAACUUCAGAAGCCUGCCACAGUUCUCUGCAUGUUUUUGCACUGCUGGCUGGAGGCUCCAGGGCUCGGCAUCAUAGCAACACUGGCGUCGCCUUGCAUUUGUCCCCAGAUGAAUGCUGCAUUUGCUUAACUCCAACAGUGUUCAUAGAUCGUUGUCUUCUGCCGUGCCAAGCAAGCUUUCUUCCAGUAACAUCCAUGGAAGGCACAUGGACUUGAUGUAUUGUACCUCUCCAAAUAUUAUAUGCAACCUUGGGUGAUGCACCCUGUUUUUAAUUAUUUAUAUUUAUAUUUAUUCAAAGAAAUAUAUUUAUUCUAUUUAUUUUUUAGGAAGUGCAUUGUAGGAGCACAGCACUUUAGAAUCAGGUGCUACAAACUCAUUGCAGUGAGGAAUCUAUAAAGUUGAAACCGGACCAGUGGACAAUUUUGCCACACUUACAUAAUAUGUUAAAAGUAUAGCCCUGCCAAUAGAUAAACAAACAGGAAGGGUUAAAUCGGCAAAAGGUUGAUUAGCCCACCAUACUUUCUGCUAUCCCAACUGCAUAUCCUUGUCAAUAAUCAUUUGUGACAAGAUAUGGGAUGGAGGAAUGGUGAGAGUUACGAUGCAGCAAUAGCUACAGCGUCACACAUUUCCCUACUAUAGAAUUCCUUUUUGGCUUCACCCGUUCUGGGUAAGCAUUUUCAUUACAAGCCCUGAUGAAAUGGAUGACAGUAUGCAUGCCUUUAAAAAUGGACAUGCAGGAGCCACACCUAAGUAUAUUGUGCCCAUCAUCUGACAAAUAUAUUUUGGAAAACAAUGUGGAGAAAUCUAGUGAGGAGUAGUCAAACCUCAGACCUGUAGCUGAUGCAUCCCAUCCAAAGCAUAGUAAUGUUGCUAAAAGCGUGGUAGCAAGUGAGCCUCAUAAUUUUUUAAUACAUUACAUGAUUUAAUUUCAGAGAGAGGGAGAAACAGUAUGCUGUUUAAAUAUAGAAUAUCACUUGUAUUUUUGCUCAGGAGGAAAAUAGUUACAUGUACAUUUACAUUUCACUGAACGAGUGAAAGGCAGAUUUACAUGUAGCCAGCGUUCCCUUUUUUGGUAUCCUGUUACAGGUUCACAUAACACCCCUUAAUGUGUGGCAACUAGUUUGUUGGUGCAGAAUUGGAAACAUCUACAUCAGUGUUUCUCAACAUUGGGGUCCCCAGAUGUUUUUGGCCUUCAAUGCCCCGAAACAGCUGGUAAACUGGCUGGGAUAUCUGGGAGUUGUAGGCCAAAAACAUCUGAUUAGCCCAAGUUGAGAAUCACUGAUCUACAUCUAUCAAUUCUAGGGCCAGCCUGGAUCAGAAAUGCUCCAGAGUGGCCCCAGAGGUGUUCAGAUGUUCCAUCCCUGACCUAGGACAACAGCGUAGUGGAGUCUACACAGUCCAGCCAGGCCAAAAGCAAUUUGGUCCGACUACUGUCACCUUUAACUGUUACCUCUGUCACAGUAACAGUUGUGGAGCUCUGGCUCAUCCCUGGGUGCAUUUGCUGAUGUUAUCAAAGGCACGUGGCAAUGGUCAGGAACUCUGCCAUCAUUUGCUAUGGUGAAGAGGUGACAUUGACCGAUUUAUCCCCUUUUCUUGUGCCGAUGAGCACAGGAACAGGGAUGGUGAUGCUGGCCUAUGUGGGCUGCACUGGAGCAGAUAAGUUGUCCACACCGCACAAUGUUUACUUUGAAAUUCCAGAGAAACUCCAGUUCAUUCCCCUUUCUAUGUCACAUGGGGCUAAAUCAGUUUAAUCUGCAUUAAGGACCAAAAGUCUCUCUCUGUUGUUUGGACUUCUGGUCCACUUCGGAUUUUAGAGUUAGUGUAGACAAUCCCGAAGACGGAGGUACAGGCCCACUGGAACUUCUUCCUGCAAGCAUCUGUCUAUACUGUCAUUCAUUCUGCAAUGUACUCCAAGCAGGCUUGUUGAGGACCGAUAGGGGUAACUAUUGAUGGAAAAAUUGAACCCUGAGUGGUUUAUUUGAAUCAAAUCUUACAUCCUGUCUCCUUCAUUUGCUUGGCUGCAGAGCAGAGUAUAUGCUCGCGCAACAUAAACCCAUCUAGAAUUGUUAAUGUGAUUUAAGUAUCCAAAGUGGCUGGGAAACUGUAAACGUACAACUACUAAGCAAUUUACUGUGCAAUUUAAAACUGUAGUCUGGUUCAUGAAUGUAUGGUCCUUGCUCAUUGACUGUAGCAUCAAAUGAUGUGUGAAUGAAUCAUUGUGGUGUAAUAACUGCAGACAUAAUGUUUGUAUUGUCAAUGUUAAGUUGAGUACAAAUGAUUUCUUUUGGAGUUGCUUUCCAUAUUCUGCUGAGUCUCACUUGGUAAUAAAAUGGUAAGACCAAAUAGUGUA